This is a messenger RNA of Aspergillus aculeatus ATCC 16872, 2159 nucleotides long. RefSeq names its product RNA-processing protein NOP58 (gene nop58). Bases 83 to 1849 code for a protein of 588 amino acids. The record is from RefSeq and is a predicted model, not a curated record. Gene Ontology annotation, cellular component: small-subunit processome; box C/D methylation guide snoRNP complex. Gene Ontology annotation, molecular function: snoRNA binding. The transcript has 3 exons. Lineage: Eukaryota; Fungi; Ascomycota; Eurotiomycetes; Eurotiales; Aspergillaceae.
CCCCUCGCACUUCUAGCUGGUGCUUUUUUUUUGCCGGUUUUGUUUGUUUCGUUAUCACAGCUAGACGUCGAGAGCCUACAUCAUGACGCUCUUCAUCCUCACGGAGACCAGUGCGGGCUAUGCCCUGCUCAAGGCCAAGGACAAGAAGCUCCUGAAGAGAGACGACCUCACCACUGAGGCUGCUACCGCAGAGGGUGUUUCUAACCUUUUGAAAUUGAAGAGCUUCCAGAAGUUCGACAGCGCCGCGACUGCCCUGGAGGAAGUUGCUGCUCUCGUGGAAGGAAAGGUUACCCCCCGUCUGGCCAGCCUCUUGGACGAAGUCAAGGAUGAGAAGAAGGUCUCUCUGGCUGUUUCCGACCCCAAGCUCGGAAACGCCAUUGGAAAGCUUCCUGGCCUCUCCAUCGAGUUGGUUGCCGACUCCUCCACCACCGACAUCUACCGUGCCAUCCGUGAACACCUGCCCACUCUCAUUCCCGGCCUUCUUCCCCAGGAUAUGUCUACCAUGGCCCUGGGUCUGUCGCACUCUCUUGCUCGUCACAAGCUCAAGUUCUCCCCCGACAAAAUCGACACCAUGAUUGUGCAGGCUAUCGGUCUGUUGGAUGAUCUGGACAAGGAACUCAACAACUACGCCAUGCGUGUUAAGGAAUGGUACGGCUGGCACUUCCCCGAGCUGGCCAAGAUCUUGAACGACAACAUCGCCUACGCAAGACUCGUCCUGAAGAUGGGCAUGCGCACUAACUGGGAGACUGCCGAUCUCGCCGAGAUCCUCCCCGAGGAGAUUGAGGGUGCCGUCAAGGCCGCCGCUGAUCGGUCCAUGGGUACCGAGAUCAGCCAGGAGGACUUGGAGCACAUCCAAGCUCUGGCCGAGCAGGUCGUUGGCUUUGCCGAAUACCGUCAGCAGCUGGCUGGCUACCUCACCGCCCGUAUGAACGCCAUUGCCCCCAACUUGACUGCCCUUGUCGGUGACCUCGUCGGUGCUCGUCUCAUUGCCCACGCCGGUAGCUUGACCAACCUGUCCAAGAGCCCUGCUUCUACCCUCCAGAUUCUGGGUGCCGAGAAGGCCCUGUUCCGUGCCUUGAAGACGAAGCACGAUACUCCCAAGUACGGUCUGAUCUACCACGCCUCUUUGAUCGGCCAGGCUACUGGCAAGAACAAGGGUAAGAUGGCCAGAGUGUUGGCCGCUAAGGCCUCCCUGGGUCUCCGUGUGGAUGCCCUGGCCGAGUGGGAUGAUGAUGCCACCGAGGAGGACAAGGCUGCCCUCGGUACCGAGGCCCGCUACAACCUCGAGCGCAAGUUGGCCGCCAUGGAGGGCAAGCCCCUCAAGCCCCGCGGUGUGGCUAUCGCCCCCAACGGCACCGCUCAGCCCCAGAAGUUCGACCUCAACGAGGCCCGGAGAUACAACCCCGAUGCUGACGCUCUGACCGGCGACGAGCCCCCGGCUUCCGCCAAGAAGAGCAAGAAGGACAAGAAGCUCGUUGAGGAGGUCGAGGACGAGGAGAUGGCUGAUGCCGCUUCCGACGACGAGGGAGACUCCUCCGACGAAGACUCCGAGGAGGAGUCCUCCAAGAAGAAGAAGAAGAGCAAGGACUCCGAGCUCGAGAAGCUGGCCGAGCAGGCCGGCCUGAGCGUCAAGCGGUACAAGCGCAAGCUCGAGCGGGGCGAGAUCCAAUUCGACGCCGAGGGCAAGCCCAGCUCCGUCAGCAAGAAGGACAUCAAGAAGGCCAAGAAGGACGCCAAGAAGGCCGCCAAGGGCGAGGAGAAGAAGCGCAAGCGCUCCGACGACGGCGAGGAGGUCGACACCAGCGACAAGAAAAAGAAGAAGAAGAGCAAGAGCAAGAGCGACGAGUAAAGGGGACGACCCCAGUUUUUUUUUAUAAAAGAGAAAAAAGUUCUUCUUUCCUCACCCCACCUUCUAACUGAUGGCUACGCUUCGAGAGAUGUUUCCUUGUAUGAUAUCACACACAUCUUUUGUGUCUCUUUUCCUAUUGUCCUUUUGCUAUUUGAGUUGAUGUGUUAUAUCGUGUGUUUGGGUGGCAUUUCCAAAGAAUGGAUGGAAGCAUUUUUCACAUCCUAUCCCAUGGCGCAGAGGUGCUUUUUUUGGUCAAGGCAGUUCGAAUUCCAGGAAUAAUGUUAACUUCAGAAAAAAAAUUUGUGCUGCA